Molecule: messenger RNA, 735 nt
Organism: Dreissena polymorpha
Lineage: Eukaryota; Metazoa; Mollusca; Bivalvia; Myida; Dreissenidae
Exons: 1
Coding region: 1-735 (244 amino acids)
Molecular function (GO): nucleic acid binding
Source: RefSeq, a predicted model, not a curated record
AUGGGCAACGGCGAAACAAAGAGGUUCAACCAGACUCUACUAGGCAUGUUAGGUACCUUGGAAGAGCAUCAAAAGGCUGAUUGGAAGUCAUAUAUUCCAACAUUGGUGCAUGCCUACAAUUCAACUCAUCACAAAAGUACGGGGUUUUCUCCGCACUUUUUGAUGUUUGGCAGGCAUCCACGUUUGGCUAUAGAUGCAUUUCUAGGGCUUCCUACAGAGGACAUUGUCGACAAACAACAUACGGAGUAUGUUGCAAAGCUCCGAAAACGACUCAGCGAGUCUUAUGAUAGGGCGCGCCAGAAUGCUAGGUCAUCGGGGCUGUUGAACAAGAAGCACUACGACAAAUCAGCUAGAUCUACUCGACUUCAACCUGGCGACAUUGUCCUCGUACGUAAUGUUGCUCUCCGAGGCAAGCAGAAGUUGGCAGAUCAAUGGGAACACCAGCCAUACGUAAUUGUAGCGCAGCCCAACCCAGACACCCCUGUCUAUGAGGUUAAGCGGGAAGGAACAAGAUUUACAAAAACUAAAAGGCUACACCGAAAUCUGUUACUACCGUUUAUGUCAGUAAACGAUAAUAUGUCAGAGCCAUUGGAACCGUACCAAAGAGAGAAACAGGCGCCGUCAACACUAGAUCUGGCCGGUUCAGACACUGAUGUCGAAGAAGGGAAGGUUGCCAGACCACAGCGGAAACAGAAGAAGCCGUUUUGGAUGACGACAGGCGACUUUGUGGCAUAA